AUGGCGCCAUCUGUCACAACGGAAGCGCCCUCUCAGACUGUUGAUGUACGGCUGCCCACUUCCCUGAAACCUGAACUGUAUAAAGUCGAAUUGAAACCGAACAUGUACGCGGACGACCCGUCGACCUUCACCUUUGACGGAGACGUAGAUAUACGAAUGGAAUGUGUACAAGCCACUCGGAACAUUACCGUACAUAUCAACCUUCUCAAUAUCACCGCCGGAAGUAUACAAGUUACAGCGGAAGACCAGACUGAACCUGCGCUAUCAAUGACGAGCUUCGAGUUGGACACGGAACGACAGUUUUUGAUCGUCCACCUCAGCAGGGAUCUUGUACCGACUAAGUUUUAUCAUCUAGCUCUGGCUUUCGUGGGGCCAUUGAAAGAUGACUUGCACGGACUGUAUCUGAGUUCGUACAAAAGGGGCAACGAAUCUGUGUACAUAGCCACGACUCAGUUCCAGCCAACUGAUGCCAGGAAGACAUUUCCGUGUUUUGAUGAGCCCGGGAUCAAAGCCAGAUUUGACAUCGUAUUGGUCAGAAAAAGUCACAUGGUAUCACUAUCAAAUAUGCCAAUUAUCACGACAGAGAAUAGAGCCGAUGGCUGGUUCGCCGACGUGUUCGAUACAACACCGGCAAUGUCGACAUAUCUCUUGGCCUUCAUUGUAUCCGACUUCGAGAAAACCAGUAAUCUGACGCGAAACAAUGUAAUGGUGAGUCUCGAAUUAUCACAAGGAAUAAUAGAACGUAACGGCUGGUCUCAACCAAUCACAAGGGACGUGACAAUUUAUGUAAUGUCUGUUACAGUGAAGUUGUUGCUUUACUGUUUCUACACCGCAGACAUGAUCGCUAUCCCUGACUUCGCUGCUGGCGCCAUGGAAAACUGGGGACUAAUAACCUACCGAGAGACAGCCAUGUUGUACGACCCAAUGGAGUCAUCAGAGGUUAACAAACAAAGGGUUGCUGUAGUUGUCUCCCACGAACUUGCUCACCAGUGGUUCGGGAAUCUUGUCACGCCGUCCUGGUGGGACGAUCUAUGGCUCAACGAAGGAUUUGCCAGCUUUGUGGAGUACAUGGGGGUGGAUUAUGUUCAUCCAGACUGGAAAAUGUUUGACCAGUUUGUUGUUGAGGAUGUGCAGAGCGUUUUCAACUUUGACGGACUGGUGACGUCACAUCCGGUGUACGUUCCAGUAUCACAUCCUGACGAAAUCAAUGAAAUAUUUGACCGUAUAUCGUAUGGGAAGGGAGCGAGUAUCAUCCGUAUGAUGCGGUUCUUUCUUGGUGAGGACACGUUUAAACGAGGACUAACGGCGUACCUCAGUAACCUGGCCUACGGGGCAGCUUUCCACGAUGACUUGUGGUUCGCUCUUGGAAACCAAUCUAUGAAGGAGAACAAACCACGGACUGACGUGAAGGAAAUCAUGGACACAUGGACACUUCAGAUGAAUUUUCCGGUUGUGACUGUUACCAAAAACGGCGCCACUGGCCUUAAGGCUACGCAGAAGCGAUACCUACGGGACUACAAUGCCGUGGAUCCAGGGACUUAUCCGUCUCCAUUUAACUACCGUUGGGAGAUCCCAUUUACCUACACAACAUCCACCAGCCCGGUGUUUGACCAGACGGACGCCGAUGUUAAAUGGAUGCGUAGAGACUCGGACACAAUUUAUAUUGCUAACGCUGUAAGCAGUGGUGACACAUGGUUUAUCGCUAACGUGAAACAGUAUGGAUACUACCGUGUAAACUACGACUCGGAGAACUGGGCAGCGAUAGUACAGCAGCUGAAAACUAACCCUGGGGUGAUCGACCCUGUCAACCGAGCACAGAUAAUCAACGAUGCGUGGAAUCUCGCGAAAUCGGGCGAUCUACCAAUAGAGACAGCUUUAAGCACAGUAGAAUAUCUUGACAAAGAGCCGGAGUAUAUUGUAUGGGACUCUGCCCUCGGGGAGCUUGGCUAUGUCAAGUCUAUGCUAGAGAGAACUGAACUAUAUGGCUCCUUUAGCAAAUUUAUGGAAAAUAAGGUGAGGGAACCUUUUACGAACAUAACAUUGGAUAAUACUGGUGCAUCUCAUCUAGAGGCAUAUCUGCGGGCGACGCUGGCGUCCCAGGCAUGUCAUUAUGGUAUCGACGAAUGUGUGCUAGAGGCUAAACGGUUGUUCGAAUCAUGGCUGCAAAAUCCGGACGCACCUAAUCCGAUUGAUGCGUCGUUACGAGGGACCGUGUACUGUACAGCGAUUGCUCAUGGCGGUAUAGAAGAGUGGGAUUUCGCCUAUCGUAUGUUUAAGGCGUCUAACGUGGCUGGCGAACAAUCCCGACUCAUGGCUGCCCUGGCGUGUAGCAGAGAAACCUGGGUCCUUAGCAGGUAUCUGGUAUAUUCCAUAAGUCCCGACAAGAUCCGGAAACAGGAUGCGACCAGUGUUAUAGUGUAUAUAGCUAACAACCCGAUCGGUAGGGCCCUGGCCUGGGAUUUUGUGAGGGAACAUUGGAAUUUCCUUAUGAAUGACUUUGGCGGGGGAUUAUUUUCCUUCAGUGGUUUAAUAUCCGGACUAAGUUCAAAAUUCAACACUGAUUUUGAUAUUCAGCAGCUCAAUGACUUCCUUGAGAAGAACCCAGAUAUGGGGUCAGGCACGCGUGCCUUCAAGCAGGCCAUCGAGAAGACCACCAGCAACGUCCGAUGGAUGAAUGAAAACUACGGCAAGGUCGAAACAUGGCUCCGAAGCCAAGGCUAUUGA
Messenger RNA from Ylistrum balloti, 2724 nucleotides. RefSeq names its product aminopeptidase N-like. The coding region runs from base 1 to 2724 and encodes 907 amino acids. Gene Ontology annotation, molecular function: metalloaminopeptidase activity; zinc ion binding; peptide binding. Lineage: Eukaryota; Metazoa; Mollusca; Bivalvia; Pectinida; Pectinidae. The record is from RefSeq and is a predicted model, not a curated record. The transcript is spliced from 20 exons. Gene Ontology annotation, biological process: peptide catabolic process; proteolysis. Gene Ontology annotation, cellular component: cytoplasm.